AUGUCUUUCCUUCAUGGUGUUUUACAUAACAUUCAGCCUAAAUUAGGCCAGCAUAAAGACACUUUAGAUAGCGCACUUAACUCACUUAAAGUCACAAAUGAUAAUGGUAUUGCUAAAUACAGGGCGGCGAUAGCCGCGGUGGAGGGAUGUGUCAGGAGGUACAAUAAUGAAGUCGCCGCCUCAAAUUCUAAGGUUGCCGUCAAACGGUACGAGCAGAAGACUCUAGAUGUAGAAUUCUCAGAGACUGCAUUAAGUACGGCCGUGAAGGUGGAGCAAGCUGAGAAGUCUAUUAAUCUCAAGGUGCAAGAAUGUCAAGAGCACGCUAAAAAAUUCACUAAUGCACUUGACAUCACUAUAGAUAAAAAUGCACUUAACAACGCAAUUUCCGACCUAAAUGCUACAUUAAAAGAUAAGCUUGAGAGCGUGCGUAAGACGGUGGAGUAUGAGAGUGCGCGGUUGGGGAGGGUGAAGGGGCAAGAGCAUACCGAAAUGACGCAGGCGAUUAAGAAAAUUGAAGAAGUGAUGAGAGCUCUGAAAUCAGACGUUGAUUGUAAAAUUGACACACAGGUAAAACUGUUUGUGUCAAAGGUUAGGGAGCAAGUGGAGCCUAUAUUGGCGGAGCUUAAGAAAAUUAGUAAAAGUCUCCACGACUAUGUAGCUGAAUUGGGAAGAUGGAUUGACAGCGCAAAUUCCGCAGUUGACAAGGCGUUGGAGAUGGUGAAAAAGAUAUUAUAUGAAGUGAACGAGGAAGCUGUAACAAACAAUCCUGGUCGAAUGAAAGCGGCAAUAGAUCAGAUUGGUAUCAUGAUAAAUGAGCUUGUGACAGCUGGAAACACGGGUCUGGAUGAGGUUAGAAAAGAAGUUACUGAGGCGUUGAAGCAGGUUGUGUUGAUGAACGGGAAGAUUAUGGCGGAUUUGAAAGGUGUUAGAGACGGGAUUAUUCAGGGACUGUCGACGUAUUUUGAUACACUGAAGAGCGCAUUGGAGUCGGGAAUUAAGGAGGCUGGUAAGGACGCUUGGGAUUCUAAAAAGAAUGGUUUUACCGAACUUAAACAGAAAUUAGGUGACGAGUUGGGUCAUUUUGAAAAAGCGUUUGGCAGUGUGCCAGAGGAUGCCCAGAAAGCUGUUGCCUAUAGAAUACAUAAUGCUUUGCACUGGAUUAGUGAGGCGACCAAGAAGUUGAAUGGCGAAACUCCUGAUGCUAACAAAAUUCUCGAUCCCAUUCGAUCAGCCCUCAGCACCAAGAUUUCUGGGAUACUGGAUGAGCAGGUUGGGGAGGAGGAUGGAGGUGUAACUGUUACCCUUCCAAAAGGUCCAACACAGUUCCAGGGAUACAAAAGCUACGUUGACCAAACACAAAAAAAUCCGCCCGCCACGUCCGGCAACCCAGAACCCAUAGACGGUCUUCUUCCCAAGGCCAUCAAGAACAUCAGGACACAAGUGCAGAAUGCGCUGGAUGAUGUUGGCAAUAUUAAUAUUCACGUUGAAGAAAGGUUGAGAGAGGUUAAGGACAAUCUUAGUCUCUUAUGUCGUGCCGUUAAGAAUGCAGCCGAAACCGAUCCUAACAGUGCGCUGAAAAAGUUGAACGAGUUAAAGAACAAAUACUUUACACAACCUGGUAAGGAUGCGAACAGCAUUCAUAAAAUACACAGCAAUAUCACCAAUCUCCGAAACGAACUGGCUGAAAAGCCUAUUCAGAAGACCAACGAUCUGCUUGCGUACUUGACAAAAGCCCAAAAUCACUACAUCAAACAACUGCAGGAAGACGUCAGGAAGGACAUAAAACAAGCCACCGACAAACUCACCACCCACGCGCGCAGGCAGUACGCCGAGGCCCUCAAGUUCGCGCUCCGGCAGUUCGCCGCCAAGGUGACGGGGGAGCUCAGAGAGUUGCCGGGGGAGAUUGACAACGACAAACACAUCGGCCUGAAAGGGUUCAUGGAGGCCUUUUAUGGCCCUAACUCCGGCGACAAUAUUAACAAGCUUAAAGAUGGCAUCGAUCUCCGGACUGUCUGCCAUGGCCUCGAAAAAUUCCUCGGCCCCUCAACACAUAUAUCAGCAGGGAAAUAG
Messenger RNA from Babesia ovata, 2070 nucleotides. RefSeq lists its product as uncharacterized. NCBI's taxonomy places the organism in Eukaryota, Apicomplexa, Aconoidasida, Piroplasmida, Babesiidae. The transcript has 2 exons. The record is from RefSeq and is a predicted model, not a curated record. Bases 1 to 2070 code for a protein of 689 amino acids.